Passer montanus (Eurasian tree sparrow) is the source of this 817-nucleotide messenger RNA. RefSeq names its product heat shock protein 30C-like. Gene Ontology annotation, biological process: protein refolding; response to heat. Bases 81 to 677 code for a protein of 198 amino acids. The record is from RefSeq and is a predicted model, not a curated record. Lineage: Eukaryota; Metazoa; Chordata; Aves; Passeriformes; Passeridae. The transcript has a single exon. Gene Ontology annotation, molecular function: protein folding chaperone.
UGCUCCCCUGCCCCAGCCCAGCACGGCUCCAGCCCCAGCCCCGAGCAGCAGCACAGCCAGGAGCGCUCCUGGGAGCAGAGAUGCUUUGCCGCCUGCACUUCAUGCCGCCCAUGCCCAGCUCGCUGUUCCCGUGGCUGGGACCCGUCCGCACGCUCUGGCCCCAUCCAGGCACCCUGUUCGCCGAGCUGGAGCGGGAGAUGCGGCUGGAGAUGGAGCGGGCUCGGGAGUUCAUGAGCAGCGUGGAGCAGUACCUGAGCAGCGGGAGCGGCCCCGGCCGGCUCGGCAUCGCCCCCAGCCCCAGCGCAGCGCUGACCCCGGGCUCUGCGGACGGCUUCUCCGUCUGCCAGGACGUGAAGAACUUCGCUCCCGAGGAGCUGUCGGUGAAGGUGGUGGGCAGGAAGGUGGUGCUGGUGGGGCAGAAGGAGACGCAGAGCACGGACGAGAAGGGCUCCUUCUCCUACAAGUACGAGGUGCUGAAGCGCGAGUGGGACGUGCCCGAGGAGGUGGACGCCGAAGCGCUGACCUGCUCCCUGUCCAAGGAUGGGCAGCUCCGCAUCGAGGCCCCCAAGCUGGCCCUGCCGGCCGCUCCCGAGAGGAAUGUGCCCAUCCAGAUGGGCCCGGCGGUGGCACAGCCGGCUGGCAGCGCUGAGGAGGGAGCCGAGCGGGCCAAGGCGUGAGGAGGAGCGGCGGGGGCCAGGCUGAGCCUGGCGAUGGGGGCAGCUGCUGGCCGCAGAGCGGGACCGCGCCAUGGCCCGGGGCGGGCUGUCUGCCCGAAACGUGGCUUUUUUUGAUAUGUAAUAAAUAUUCCUGACUUUUA